AUGUUUUAUAAUCACUCAAUGGAAGAUAUAAUGAAUAAUCAAAUGAACGAAAUAAGUAAUUCUUUUAAUGAUAUAAGAAAAAUUCCAAUAAAUAUAACAGAAAAUGUUUGGUCAAGUGAAAGAAUUACAUUAUCAUCAGAAGAAUAUGUGUAUUAUCUUAAUUUAUUUAAUUUAAAUGAUAAAUAUGAAAAUAAUUUCAUUGACAAUAAGACAGCUUCUUCCUUCCUACAAAACUCUGGGCUUUCUAUUUCUGUUUUACAUUCUAUAUGGGAAUUUAGUGAUAUUGAAAAUAAAGGUUAUCUAACUUUAGAAGAUUUUUUUAUAUGUUGUAGAUUAGUUGCACAUGCUCAGAAUGGAAACACAUUAAGUGCAGAAAUUAUAAAUAUACAACCUCCUUGCUUACCUAGUUUUGAUAUAAUUAGACAUAAAUCAUUUUCUGAUAUUUCUAAUAUUGAUGCUAAUAUUGAAUGGGGAUUAAAAGAAAAUGAAAAAGAAGAUUUUAAAAGAAUUUUUAAAACAUUAGAUAUAAAUAAUGAAGAGAAAAUAGAAGGAUCGAUUAUUCGUGAAUAUUAUUUAAAUACUUCCAAUAUAUCCAUUUGUGAAUUAAUGCAAAUAUGGAAUAUUUCAGAUAUUGAUAAUGAUGGAUCUUUAAAUUUUGAAGAGUUUUGUAUUAUGAAUAAAAUUGUUGAAAUCAGAAAAGAAAAAGAAAUAAAUAUACCUUUAACAGUUCCUAAUGAACUGCUGAAUUCUAUAAAAUUAGAAAAAGAGCUAAAAAUAGAUGAUGAUAUAACUUUUAGAAAAUAUGAAGAAAACAAAGAAAAAAGCGAUAAAUUUCAAUUAUCUUUCGGUGAUUUAUUAAAAACAGAAAAUGAGAGAAAAAAUGAAGUAAAUGAUAAAGAAAAAAUUAAUAUGGACUUUGAUUUUUUUGAUUUCAAGCAAGAUAAGGAAAUUUCUAGUGAAAGAAAAAAAAAAGCAAAAAAUGAUACUUUUGAAGAAAACGAAAAUGUAUUUUUCAAAAAAGAUUUUGAAAAUUAUAACAAACUUGACGAGGAAGAAGAACAAAAAUACGAAAAGGGAAAAGACGAGGAAGAUGAUAGAAAUAUUGAAUCAAGUAAAAACUUAUUAAAAGAAGAUGUAGAAUUUAUAAAAGAUGAAAAAAGUAAACAUGAUAAAAAAAAAAAAAAGAAAAAGGAUAAAGAAAAAGAAAAAGAGAGAAAAAAGGAGAGAGAAAAAGAAUUGAAACAUGGAAAAAAAAUAGGAAAAAAAGAAAAGGAAAGGGAAAAAGAAAAGGAAAAUGAAAACAAAAAUGAAAAAGAAAGAGAAAGAGAAAGAAAAAGAGAAAAAUAUAAAGACAAAAGCAAAACAAAAACGGAUAUGUUGAAAGGUGAAGAGAGAGAAUUUACAAAUGAACUGAGCAAUAUAGAAGAGAAAGAAAAGAAAAAUACUUCACAAGAAGAAAAAUAUUUUACUAAACUAAUAGAUUUUAACUUUUGUGAUUUAAAAAAUUAUAACAUUGAAAGUAAAGAUAUUUACAAAAUAGAAGAAAUAAAUAGACAGUUAGAAGAAGAAAUAAAAAAGAAAAAAGCAGAUAUUGAAAAAAAAAAAAAAAAUGUAAAUUGCCUUGCGUAUGUUUAUGAAAGCGAAUUGAAAAAAUAUCAAUGUUUAAAAGAAGAAAGAAGAAAUUUAGAAUUUUUGAAUUUAUGUUUAUAUAAAGAUAUAAAACAUAAAAAAGAAAAUAUUAAAAGUCUUAAAAAGGAAAUUAAAGAAAUAAUUGAAGAUAUAAAUAAAAUAAAUAUAGAGAAUAUAAGUUUAAAUAAAAAUUAUAUAAAAAAAGAACAGGAAAUAAAAGAUACUGAUAAUAAUAGAAAGCAUUUGAAUUAUAUGAUAGAUAAAGAAAAAAAUGAUUUAAAAAAAGAUGAAAGAAAUUUAAUAAUUUUAAAAAAUAUGAUUAAUUAUCUGAAAAAACAAAAAAAUCGUGCAUUAAAAUUACAAGAAAAUUUAAAAAAUAGAUAUGAUGUAACAAACUCUGAUCAUCAAAUGCUAAUAAGAAAUAUUUUGCAUAAACAAAAUUAUUUAAAUAGCAUAACUAAUAAACGUCUUAAUAUACAAAAAAUGAAAAAUCAAAAUAUGAUUUUAUUUAAUUCUUUAACAAACCAAUCUGUUUUAUUAGAUUUGCAAAACAGUUUUCCACAAUUAAAAAUGAAUUUGGAAAAAUCAUCUAACAAUAUACCAUUGAAUAGUUCUACUUUUUUUAAUUCAAAUACAUACAAAAAAUAUUACACAGAUAAUAAGGGAAUACCUAAUAAACAAAAUGAUGAAAUUAAAAACACUAAAAAGAAUUUUUCAUUAUUUGAACAUAUUAAAAAUGGAGAUAAUGUUGAUAUUUUUUCUAGUUUAGAAGAUAUGGAAUCCUAUAAAGAUAAUGAAAAAUUAGAAGGUUUAAGCGAUUUUAUGUCAAUAGAAAAUAGCUUAAAAACAAUUGAUAAAUAA
This is a messenger RNA of Plasmodium relictum, 2490 nucleotides long. RefSeq names its product formin 2, putative. The record is from RefSeq and is a predicted model, not a curated record. Lineage: Eukaryota; Apicomplexa; Aconoidasida; Haemosporida; Plasmodiidae. The coding region runs from base 1 to 2490 and encodes 829 amino acids. Gene Ontology annotation, biological process: endocytosis; endosomal transport. Gene Ontology annotation, molecular function: calcium ion binding; protein binding. The transcript has 7 exons. Gene Ontology annotation, cellular component: cytoplasm; plasma membrane.